AUGGCAACAAAAGUCUUACUACACUAGCUGAGUUCGCUAAUAAUUGGAAUACUAUUUCAUGCAAAAUCAGUCCUAGAAUGCAUUUUUAUUUUUUAGUCAUAUGAAAUUUCUCUUUCAAAAGCAUAAAUUUAUAAAUUAUAUAUAUUUGUAAAUAUUUGAAUUAAAAUUAAUUUCUUGUAUAAAAUAAGUAAACAUUUUUUGUUUGCUCUUAAAAAGAGAUUUAGCUUCCCACAAAGUAAAACCAAGAACCAGCACUUUUGUAUCAAAACAGCGAUAUGAAAUUGGAAAAGAAAACACUUCAGACAAAUUCCCAACAAAUUUAAUUGGAAAAAAUACAGUUAAUCCGAGACAUAGGUCAUCACGAUCUCACUCAGGCGUUAAAUCAAUAGUAGAUUCUUCUGAAGACCAAACCAGCAGCACUCUUAAAGAAGAAAAUACAAUAAAACCGUCAAAUAAGCCAAGCGGAAUUUUUACUUCGUUUCAUUCAAAAGUAUCAACCCCCAAAGGCCCAGAACGAAAACAAGUAAAAUCAGCCCUUCACACUCGUGCUUCUUCUCUUGUAGAUCGUCCUAAUAGCUUGAACACUCUAAAGAAAAAAGAAAGCAAAGGCCACAAAAGAAGGUCGUCUCUGUCCAUAAAUAAGCCUCAGCCAACGGUCUCCCAAUUUUCCCACAUCAGCAAUAAAGGUUUUAUCCCUGAAAACCCAGGGAAAACCAAUCAAGACAAUUAUUUUGAGUUUCCAAAUUUUGCCAAUCACCCUGAUUUAUAUCUUUUUGGAGUCUGUGAUGGUCACGGAUUCUAUGGUGGAGAAGUUUCUGGGUUUGUAAAACAAAGGUUGCCAGAACUCCUUGCUAGAAAUCCUAGCCUGUAUAGAUCUCCUAAAGAAGCACUAACUUCUUCUAUUGCCCAAUGUGACGAAGAUUUAAAUAGCCUUGAAAUUGAUGUAAAUUUCAGUGGGACUACCUUAAUUGUUGUCUUGCUAAAAGGCACUACUUUAUUCUGCGCCAAUGUAGGGGAUUCACGAGCCUUGAUAGCGCGCCAGAUGAAUGAUACCUCAAAAACGACUUCUUCAGGCAAGCAUUGGAUGUCUAUUGUGCUGUCAAGAGACCACAAGCCAAGUGAAAAAGAUGAGCAUAAGCGCAUCUUAAAUAGCGGUGGCAGGGUAGAAUCAUACCAAGAUGAGCUUGGUAACCCUUUAGGCCCUGCCAGGGUAUGGCUGAAAAAUCAAAACUUGCCUGGGCUUGGGAUGUCACGUUCAUUAGGAGAUCGGGUUGCUGCCUCAGUAGGGGUUAUUUCUCAGCCUGAAAUAUUAGAGCUCGAUAUGACACCUGAAGACAAGUUUAUAUGCCUAGGGAGUGACGGCAUUUUUGAAUUUAUCCCAAAUGAAGAAAUCGUAAAAAUUUUAGUCCCAUAUUGGAGGCUUCAAGACUCAGAAGGUGCUUGUAAAGCAAUAGCUAAAGAAGCACAUGAUAGAUGAUGCCAAGAAGAAGAGGUGAUUGAUGAUAUCACUGCUUUGUGUAUAUUUUUGGAUGUGACGAAAUCAUAA
This is a messenger RNA of Blepharisma stoltei, 1546 nucleotides long. Lineage: Eukaryota; Ciliophora; Heterotrichea; Heterotrichida; Blepharismidae. The record is from the annotation of a GenBank genome assembly.